This is a messenger RNA of Aspergillus saccharolyticus JOP 1030-1, 4117 nucleotides long. Its product is annotated as peptidyl-prolyl cis-trans isomerase. The transcript has 5 exons. The coding region runs from base 96 to 3893 and encodes 1265 amino acids. Gene Ontology annotation, molecular function: peptidyl-prolyl cis-trans isomerase activity; mRNA binding; ubiquitin-protein transferase activity. The record is from RefSeq and is a predicted model, not a curated record. Gene Ontology annotation, cellular component: P-body. Gene Ontology annotation, biological process: P-body assembly; deadenylation-independent decapping of nuclear-transcribed mRNA; protein folding. NCBI's taxonomy places the organism in Eukaryota, Fungi, Ascomycota, Eurotiomycetes, Eurotiales, Aspergillaceae.
UGUCGCUCAACGGCUCUGGUACAAUUCUCCUUGCUUCCUUCACUCCUCAUCGGGCUCUAUAGUAUGCUUGGUCGCUAUCUGCUCUGCUACUGACCAUGGCGUCUGAAUUUAUCGGCUACGAUGUGCUCGUGACUUUACGAACGCCCCCAAAUGCAACCGUGCAAGGAGAAGUGGCCAAUGUCAUCGGCCAGCGUCUGCUUCUUCGGAAUGUCAAGCUAUCUUGGAUUGGACAUGCGCUUCCGACCUACUCCGUCGACGCCCCGGACAUCGCGGACCUCUCUCUAGCACCCUCAACCCAGCCCGCCACCGAACCGGUCCCCGCAACCCAAGAGACAGUCAAUACCACCUUUGCGCCGCCAGCUCCGCCCGCAGCACAACCGUUUGUUGAUCCCGCGAUUCUGAGCUACUCGAAACCCCCGCUGAAACCAGUCGGCCAGAGCCUAGAAGCAGGGGCACCACCGCCGCUUCAGUCCACCCCCGUUACCCGGUCGGGCACUCAAAAUCCUCAGUUAUCCCAGCAUCCCAGUCGCGACCAGGCUGCAGUCCUGACUGAACCGUUCAGUAACCUCGAGUUGGAUGUAAACAAGACCGCACUCGACAACACACCUGCAGCGCAACCAGGGACUCCCGGGCAGCCGACCUUACAUUACGGCCCCAAGGCCAACCGCCGCGGCGGUGCGCCUAAGGCGCCAAAGGUCGUCAAUGAGCAUGAUGGGGCGGCCAAUACGAACCCGAAGACCAGGGGCUGGCGCCAGACGGCCUUUACCGAACCCUCGCACCCACAGUUGGCGGAGGCUCGCAACAAGCAGCGCCGGAAGAAGAAAGGCAGAGCCAAUUAUGCCGAGGAUCCGAAUGGUUGGGCGACAGAGGACGCCACGGAUAUUCAGGAAAUGGGCGAAUUUGAUUUUCAGAGCAAUCUGUCCAAGUUUGACAAGAGACGGGUCUUCGAAGAAAUCCGCAACGACGACACUACCGCCGAUGAGGAACGCCUGGUCAGCUUCAACAGAAGACCAAAACCGGGGACCAAUGGUGGCAGGAACCUGCAUUGGACGGAAAACGUGCUCGAUAGUCUUGGGGAGAGUGAGGAAGAGCUCACCACUGACCACGUCCCGAGCGACGCCAAGCUUAGCAGCGGCACCUAUUCAGGCCGCGAACGAAAAAGAUCCUCCAUGGCGCCACCCUCGCGCAAAGGCAGUGCCAUUCUGGGACAGCCAUUGGUUCCUGCACAGGUCAACUCACUUGGUCGUAGUCAAUUGAGCACCUCUCGAACCACCAGCCCACGCCCGAACAAAACCUCUGUUUCAGCAUCGCCGAUAAGCGGCCCCGGUGUGCCGGGUGCUUCCCUGCGACUCACAACCACGAACAGAAGCUGUCCAACCGUGAGCCCGCUACAGACGCUUGAGGUUGAGCAGAUUGCCGUCGCCGAGCUCGGCCUCACCGAGGACAUGCUCACAGAAAACACCGGACGAGGCAUUGCGGAAGCCGCCGUCGGUCUCCUGGCCAGUGAUGCAGCCGCCCCCACCAUGCUUAUUCUCACGGGCAAUCACCGGACUGGGGCAAGAGCUAUCUCGGCUGCUCGCCAUCUGCGCAACCGUGGCCACCGUGUCACUGUCUGCAUGCUAGGCAUCGAGCACGAAAACGAGCUGCUGGAGAACUGUCGCAAGCAACUCGAUGUGUUCAAGAAGAUUGGCGGUCGAGUCCAUCGAUGGGAAGAUCUCUCCGCCCGACUGUCAACCUCCGAAUUUGCGCCUGACUUGGUCGUCGAUGCACUCUUUGGAAUUCACAUCGCCUUUGAAGACCUCCGCACCGACGACCAAGCAACUGCUUUCGAAAUGAUUUCGUGGGCUAACAGAAGUAACCUCGAAAUCUUGUCUGUCGACGUCCCCUCGGGUCUGUCGGCGAUUAGUGGCGAAGUGACAGUGGUGGAGGGUGGUCGAGUCUGCAUCAAUGCCAAGUCGGUGGUUUGUCUCGGCGCUCCGAAGACCGGUAUCGUCAAUGCCUUACUCUCGGGCGAAGGCUUAUCUUGGAACCUCUCGGUGGCAGACAUUGGGAUCCCACAGAUUGUGUGGAGGAAAUACGGCAGUCGACGACGCCACGGCAUCGACUUUGGCAACCGGUGGGUGGUGCCCCUACGUUACCAGCCACCCCCUAUCACCCAUUCGGAAUGGGCCUCGGAGGACGCAUUCUCCGCCAGCGCCGGCGCGGGCGUCUCGCGCGCGAAACGCGGCGGCGUGGACACGAGCUUCAAGCGCCUGCCCUUUAACUUCUGCUCGCUCUCGCUCCAACCGUUUGCGCACCCGGUGUGCACCCACGAGGGCACGGUUUUCGACCUGACCAACAUCCUCCCCUGGAUCAAGAAGCACGGGACGAAUCCGGUGAACGGGCAGCCCCUCAAGAGCGCCGACCUCAUCAAACUCCACCUGGCCAAGAACGAGGCGGGCGAGUACGUCGACCCGGUCACCUACAAGGUGUUCACCGACAACACGCACAUCGUCGCGCUGCGACCGUCGGGGAAUGUCUUCGCGUGGGACACCGUCGAGCGGCUGAAUAUCAAGGGCAAGCUGUGGCGGGAUCUGGUCACGGACGAGGAGUUCACCCGCAAGGACAUCAUCACGCUGCAGGAUCCGCAGAACAUCGAGUCGCGCAACCUCAGCUCGUUCAACUACAUCAAGGAAGGGGAGAGCGGGUUGACCGACGAGCAGAUCCGCGAGCGCGAGGAUCCCGCGAAUAACGUCAACGCCAAUGCCCUAGGUAGUUCGGCCAAGAUUCUCAAAGCCAGGGAGGCGGUGGCCAAGGCUCGUUCGGAGAGGGCGCAGCGCGCAGGCGUCGCGGGUGCUGCCGCUGCUGCCUCGAAGGACUUAGCGAAGACCGGCGGGUCUGGUCCUGCUGCUGCCUUGUCACAGGUGAAAAAGUCGGCCGCCGCGGCCGGGAAAGCGACGCCCUAUAAUGCCGCUCGGCAUACGACGGGGUUGGCUGCUGCCUCGCUCACGAGCACGGGGAUGACUCCGCACACGGCGGCUGACCUCGCGCUGCUGUCGGACGAGGAGUACAUGCUGAAGCGGGGUCGCGUGAAGCAGAAGGGCUACGCGCGCAUCUCAACCACCUCCGGAGACAUCAACCUGGAACUGCACACCGAGUAUGCUCCCAAGGCGGUGUGGAAUUUCAUCAAGCUCGCCAAAAAGGGCUACUACAGGGAUGUUACCUUCCAUCGCAACAUCAAGGGCUUCAUGAUUCAGGGUGGAGAUCCGUCGGGGACUGGGCGAGGAGGGGAGAGUAUCUGGGGCAAGUAUUUCAACGACGAGUUCGAGGGGCCGCUCAAGCACGACUCUCGGGGCACCCUCAGUAUGGCCAACAAGGGCAAAAACACGAACAGCAGUCAAUUUUUCAUCGCCUACCGCGCUCUCCCUCAUCUGAACCACAAACACACCAUCUUUGGCCACGUCAUUGACGAUCCGACCCCGUCGUCUCCAACCUUGAACAAGCUCGAGACCCACCCCACCAACUCUACGACCAACCGCCCUACCCCAGACAUCCGCAUUACCGACGUGACCAUCUUCGUGGACCCGUUUGAGGAGUUCCUGAAGCAAAAGCAGCUCGAGGAUGCCAAGGCCAGGGGCCACCUUACCGAUCCGGCGGAAGAGGAGCAGAACGCACGGCGUGAGGACGACGACCGUGUUACCUGGACGGGGAAGAGGGUGCGUGGUGCUGGCGCUGGGUCUACGGAGGAAGGCUCGGCCGGCGUAGGGAAGUAUCUCAAGGCCGCCCUGGCCGAGCGAGCGGGUCAGGCGGAGGAUGAGAUCGUCGAGUUUGUGGAUGAUGAGCCCGAGCCGGAACCGGUACGGAAGAAGAUGAGAGGUGGAGGAGGGUUCGGAGAUUUCAGCUCGUGGGAUUGAGAUUGGGUGUAUCUCGGGAGUUUAGGGUUCAGUGCAUCGUCUAUUGGUCUGUGGGGUUUCUCUGGGAUGGAUCUUGGCUCAGGUAAUGACCAGGUGUGGGUGAACAAAUGAAUGAGUGGCGUGGUUCAAAUGUGUCACCAUGAUGCUGCAGGUGUUUUAACUUACUAGUAGUAAUUAGCUUAGUUAGUUGACCGUGUAUGUAAGCGAACUAAAAAGUUGCCGAU